Messenger RNA from Penicillium antarcticum, 420 nucleotides. RefSeq lists its product as uncharacterized. The coding region runs from base 1 to 420 and encodes 139 amino acids. Gene Ontology annotation, biological process: carbohydrate transport; transmembrane transport. The record is from RefSeq and is a predicted model, not a curated record. Gene Ontology annotation, molecular function: carbohydrate:proton symporter activity. Gene Ontology annotation, cellular component: membrane. NCBI's taxonomy places the organism in Eukaryota, Fungi, Ascomycota, Eurotiomycetes, Eurotiales, Aspergillaceae. The transcript has 2 exons.
AUGUCUAGUACAUUUUUUGGUGCCUUCCUUAUUCGGGAAUCUCCCUGUUGGCUAAUCGGCCGUGGGCGUCGCCAUGAUGCCAUUGAGAACCUCUGCUGGGUCCGCCAGCUUUCUAAAACUGAUGUAUACAUCGUAGAGGAAAUUGCUAGGAUUGAUCAGGCCUUUGAAGAGCAGGCUGCUUGGAUGGUCUUCACAAGCCUUGGAAAUACCGGGUCCUUGAACCAGAUGAUGUCCGGCAUUUUUGGUGUCGUCGAGAUCGUCGUCAGGUUCUGUUGGUUGCUCUUCCUUAUCGAUCCCCUGGGCCGUCUGAAGCUUCUGAUCGCUGGCUCUAUUGGUGGCUCUGUCUGUAUGUGGGUUACUGGUGCCUACAUCAAGAUCAAAGAUCCCGAUUAUGCGCUAUUUGAUAAAAAUGAGCCUUGA